AGAGAGAGAAUCCAAAGCGCGCAAGCGGCAGCCAGCGCGGCGGCGUGAGAAAAGAGGGAAGCGGCCAAGGAAGUCAGGAGGCGAGGGCGGCGGAGUCAGAUGGGGAAGUACAUGAGGAAGUGCAGGGGGGGCACGGGCGAGGAGGUGGCCGCCGUGGAGGUCACGCAGGUCGUCGGUGUCCGGACGAGGUCGCGGUCCGCCGCGGCGGCGCCGGCGGUGGGCCGUGUCGCGAAGAUGACCCCGAAGAGGAGGAAGGCGCUUCCGCCAGGGACGGAGGCGGCGGGGGACUCGGCUGCCGUGGGUGCUGCUGGUGACGGCGGAUGCUGCUACCUCCAGCUGCGGAGCCGCAAGCUGUUCAUGGCGCCGCCUCAGCAGCAGUCGGCUCCAACGCCGGCUGAGGCUGCUGGUGCCGGCCAGGAUGCGGCACUCGCUGCCGUACUCUCGCGCUGCUCCAGCACGGCGUCUUCGGUGGACGUGUCGGCUCAGGGAAGGAGAGCUGCUUGCCGCCCCGAGGCCGCGGAGGCUGGCGGGGAUCACAUACCGGAGGGAUCGGCGAGCAACUCGGGGAGCGGCCGUGACCGCGAGAGGAGAGAGACGACGCCGUCGAGCCGUGCGCACGGCGAGGUGAGCGAUCUGGAGUCGGAUCUGGCAGGGCAGAAGAGCGGCCUGUCGUUUCCGGGGGCGACAUCGGCGGUCCGGCCGAGGAUGCCACCGGCGGACGAGAUCGAGGAGUUCUUCGCUGCGGCCGAAGAGGCCCAGGCCAAGCGCUUCGCUUCCAAAUACAACUUCGACGUCAUCCGCGGCGUGCCCCUCGACGCCGGCCGGUUCAAGUGGGCUCCGGUGGUCAGCACCUGAAGCCAGCAAGCGUGCAAGCAACGGGAAGCUAGAAAAGAGAGAAGAAAAAAAGAUGCCCCUACAAGAAUACCGGAAAGGAGAAACCAAAGAAGCAUUAUAGCCUAACCACCAUUCAACUGUUUUUCGUUCAUGUCUGCUCUUCCUUAAUUAGCUUGUAUAAUUGCAGUAGUAUUCACUCUUUAUUCAGAGGUUAUCUUGACCUACAUAGAUCAUCCGCUUACUGUAAUUGCUUUCCUGUAUUUUGGAUGGAAUUUAAUUUACUGUACAGCAGCUAGCUGUCUUGCAAA
Molecule: messenger RNA, 1142 nt
Organism: Phragmites australis (common reed)
Lineage: Eukaryota; Viridiplantae; Streptophyta; Magnoliopsida; Poales; Poaceae
Product: cyclin-dependent kinase inhibitor 1-like
Exons: 4
Coding region: 100-855 (251 amino acids)
Biological process (GO): negative regulation of cyclin-dependent protein serine/threonine kinase activity
Cellular component (GO): nucleus
Molecular function (GO): cyclin-dependent protein serine/threonine kinase inhibitor activity
Source: RefSeq, a predicted model, not a curated record